This is a messenger RNA of Ctenocephalides felis (cat flea), 498 nucleotides long. RefSeq lists its product as uncharacterized. The transcript has 3 exons. The coding region runs from base 1 to 498 and encodes 165 amino acids. Lineage: Eukaryota; Metazoa; Arthropoda; Insecta; Siphonaptera; Pulicidae. The record is from RefSeq and is a predicted model, not a curated record.
AUGUUAGAUGAGGAUGGUCAAAAACCGAGGAAGAAAAGACGAGCAACUAUUACAAGUCAACAAUCCACGACAACUACAACAUAUGAUUAUUGCAAUCCCGCUUACUGCGAUUUUGUGAGAUGUCUGAGAAGAGUCAAUUCAAAUCAACUGAUUGCUUCCUGCUACAAUGAAGCUAUAUUAACAAACACUUUGGAUGCUGAAGAAGACAGAAUUCGUCUCUUCACAGAUAUCAGCAGCUGUAUUCUUGCCAGGGCCAGGUGCAACUUAUACAAUCCUAUAACGGGUGAAUUAAACUCUAACCAAAAAGUGGUUCAGUCUCAAAUAUUUGGCAAAUCUGUGUUAUUAUCAUUUCCUCAACGGAGAUAUAAUUCGUUGCAAAUUACACCUCAAGGAGAUUUAAGAAUAAUAUCUUUUCCUGCAACCACAACCGCUGCUGACUAUUUUUGUGCCGCCUCUAGAAAUCUUAAUCAAUCCACGUGGCCUGAUGCUACUUGCUGA